Molecule: messenger RNA, 563 nt
Organism: Physella acuta
Lineage: Eukaryota; Metazoa; Mollusca; Gastropoda; Physidae
Source: RefSeq, a predicted model, not a curated record
CAGAUUUUGACGUGUGCAAAACAUGUACGUGUCCCUUAUAAAACUCAUCUUUUUGUUAACAACUCACUGCUUGAGGUCCAACGUACGAUCAUUUCAUUCAACAAUGUCUGACGUCUUGUGGGUCCGCCUGUCUGCGGUUACCUUCUGCAUCUGCCUCUCUCUGUCAUCGCAUGUCGUGUCGGCCGCUGGGGUCGGAGAACGAGAACAGCACUCGCUGGCCCAACGGUCAGACGCGGGGACUAGCAAAGGCGCGGAUCCAAUAUCGAAACGAGACGCCGCAGAAGCCUUUAAAACAUUUGAUGCAAGUGUUCGGUUUUUUUUCGACCACGCAGGCCUGGAAGCUUUAAAAAAAGAGGAAAUUAAGCGGAAAAAAAGAAUUAAAUACUGGCAAGACGUCUAUAAAUAUAUGGGACAAGGCGGCGAAAUCUAGAAAGAAUAAUUAAAAAUAAAGUUGCUCUGAUAAAUUAGCAGAGAGAGAGAGAGAGAGAGAGAGAGAGAGAGAAAAUACAAAUAAACAGAGAUACGAUCUUUGCAUAAAUGUAUUAAACAUAAAAUAGCUUUCA